GAAUCAGAUAACUCAUACCAAUCGAGCAGCUUAUUUCAUUAACUGUGAAGAAGUGUUAAGCAGCGUUUCCUACUCUGUUAAAAUUUAAUUAACGAACUCAAGUUCACUUGCUCAAAUUAUUUGUGACAAGGACAAAUUGUAGUUGUCUUCUCGGAACACGUGUUUACGUAACAAAGCUCUGAUGAGUUACAAGUGGGAGACAAUUGGACGAAGCAUAUAAGUCAACGACAAAUACUACCAAGAUUCCAUCGAGGAUGGAUUGCUUGAUUUGCUGUACGACCGCGUUGAUAAUAUCCUUCAGCCUCUUUUACCUGUACGCCAAGUACAGGCUGUCCUACUGGAGUAGGCGCGGAGUGAAAAGCCCCCCGACGCAUCUGCUUUUCGGCAAUUUCAAGGACUGCGUCACCCUGAAGAAGCCACCGGGUGAGAUAAUGCGCGAAAUCUACAACAGCGCCGACCCGGACGAUCCCUAUAUCGGCUUUUAUAUCUUCCACAAGCCUAUGCUGCUCCUGCGGGAUCAUGACCUGAUCAAACAAGUGAUGAUCAAGGACUUCGACGUCUUCCCGAAUCGGCGAUUUGGUUCAGGCAUCGAGAGGGACUCGGUGGGCCUGGACAGUAUCUUGUCUAUGAAGCAGCCCAGAUAUAAAUACGUGAAGAACAAGCUAACCCCAGUCUUGACCGGGCAGAAACUGAAAAACAUGAUACCGCUGAUGAUGGAGUGCGGGAAACUCAUGUUGAGUUUCAUCGAGAAAUUGCCGACGGACGAGGCUGAACGGAGUACGUGGGAGGUGAAGGACAUCAGUGGCCGUUAUAGCACUGACGUUCUGGCUUCCCUGGUGUUCGGCAUUAGCAUAAAUUCAUUCGACGAAAAGGAGACUGCCUUCUUGAAAAACGGUAUGAGCAUCUUCAGAGGUUUGAGGCGCGGCAUUGCAUUCAUUAUCCUCUUCUUCAUUCCCGAGUGGGAUUUUUUAAUAGCGCCGUUCAUCAAAACGCCCGCGAAUUAUCUUCGCAAAGUUUUCUGGCAAUCCAUGAACACUAGAGAACAGCUGGCAUUUACGAGAGGAGACAUGAUAGAUUCCAUGUUGGCGCUCAAAAAUGGAGAACAGAAUCCCAUUUACAAGUUUGAAGGCGACAAUUUACUGGCGCAUCCCUCCAGUUUUUACAUCGCCGGAUUUGAAGCAUCCGCCACCGCGCUCGCCUUUGUCCUAUAUGAUCUUGCACGUCAUCCAGAGCACCAAGACACUUUAUACAACGAGAUACAGACACACCUGUCGGGAAAAGAUUUGACCAUGGAUCUGAUCAAGGAACUAUCUUUCUUGGACUGCGUUAUAGCUGAAUCGUUGAGACUACAUCCUCCUCUACCCGUCACUGAUAGGAUAACCACAAGGGAUUAUGAGUUGCCCCGCACUGGAUUGACAAUUGAGAAAGAUAUUCCGGUGUAUGUCUCUAUAAAUGCGACGAAUCAAGAUCCUAAAUACUUUUCCAAUCCGCAAAACUUUAUUCCAUUGAGAACAGAGACAGAAAACAAAAAAUUUUACGAAUCUUUGGCAUUUGGUAUAGGACCACGAUCAUGUAUCGGACAGAGAUUAGCCCUAUUAAUUCUCAAAAUAGCGUUAAUUACUAUCCUUUCAAAUUAUACUAUGUCUUACGAAACGAAUGAAAAACAUGACAACGACGCUAUUCACGUAUUCACGUAUGCAGCUGAUGGUCUGUAUGUGCAAUUCAAAAAACGUAAUUAGAUCCUUACUUAAAACUAACGUAGCACACUUGUAACCGUGUUACUUGGUAUUAUUCGAUUUAGCUUUCAAGAAAUGUUUUUAAAAAUAACACAGAAAAGAUAUAUAAAGAAGAACACAGCAAGUUACCGCAAGAUUGUAUAUUUACAAAUAUAUA
Messenger RNA from Temnothorax curvispinosus, 1893 nucleotides. Its product is annotated as cytochrome P450 6k1-like. Lineage: Eukaryota; Metazoa; Arthropoda; Insecta; Hymenoptera; Formicidae. The transcript is spliced from 4 exons. The coding region runs from base 255 to 1739 and encodes 494 amino acids. Gene Ontology annotation, molecular function: monooxygenase activity; oxidoreductase activity, acting on paired donors, with incorporation or reduction of molecular oxygen; heme binding. The record is from RefSeq and is a predicted model, not a curated record.